UUUUUCAUUUAUAUCGCCAUACUUGGCGAUGACAGUCCUGUGUGUUUUAUAGCAGCAAUGCUUCUUUAAAUUAGUGUGUACAAACCAAGUGAAACAGUCAAAAUGCAGUUGUUCAAAGCAUUUUUGUGUUUUUUGACUCUCUGGUGUUGUGUUAAUGCAAAAUGUGUGAUGCGAGGUGAAUGUGUUGGUACAGAUGGAAAAAUAAAACCAUGCUUCGCAGACACCGAAGCAUUAUCAAUAAUUACUGGUGUAGAUGACGAAGAUGUUGAAAAUGUGAUAACGACAUUUGCAAGAAUUUGCCCGUCAUUUGUAAUCGAUGAUGAAGGAAACAGACUACCAGACGAUGAGAUUUUUACAUGUUGCUCAUCAGACCAAGUGUUCAGUAUGGCAGAAAGUUUAACACUCGCUGAGAGUAUUCUCGGUCGGUGUCCCACAUGUUUCAGAAAUUUUGCAAGGCAAAUUUGCGAAAUGAACUGUGCAGCCGACCAAUCACGUUUCGUGGAUGUAAAGUACCAGCCGGAUGCAGAUGGCAACUUAUACGUCAAUGAAAUAGACUACAGACUUCAUGAAGACUUUAUGUUGGGAGCCCAUUCGUCCUGCGCUGAUGUCGUAGUGCCGCAGACAGGCACAAAUGCUUUAAACAUGAUGUGCGGUAGUGCAGUAAAUUGCACAGCAGAAGCUUGGUUUUCAUUCACUGGAGAUACUCAAGCUAAUCCUAUAACACCGGUACAAGUCAAUUUCCAUAUGACGUCUGAUAAAGAAACUUCAAUGCACAAAGAAAUCUUACCUUGUGAUGAAACUUACGAAGGCGAUCUACCGUGCAGUUGUAUGGACUGCGUACGUACAUGUCCAGACAGUAAACCUUACGUUCCGGAUAUAUGCAGUGUUUUUACACUUAGUUGUGUUGGAUUUUCAAUCGGAAUAGUUUUCUUUGUUAUCACUGUGUUGAUAUUUAUUUUGAUAACCUAUUUGCAACUUAGAAAGCAGAAUAGAGAGCAUCCAGCUAAAGAAAGUACGUCUGGGCCGAAUAUGAUGACCAAAAUGUUUCAAAAACUAUUUGCAAAAAUUGGAGGGAUGUCCGCGAGCAAUCCUGUUUUAAUAAUAAUGAUUACAACUUGGGUAGUGUUUGGAAUGAUAUUUGGUGUACUGAAUCUGAAUUUGACUUCAAAUCCAAUAGAACUUUGGUCGGCACCAGAUUCCCGAAGUCGUCAGGAAUUGAAUUUUUUCAACGAAAGAUUUGGUCCAUUUUAUCGCACAGCGCAAGUUUUCUUAACUUUCCAUGCAGAUCCCUUCAAUAUUACUACUGAGGAUGGUGUGCAGUGGUACGGCCCUGCAUUUCACUUAGAAUCAAUAAAAGAAUUAGUUGAACUUGAAAAACAAAUAAUGGCCAUAGACAUUGAUGGACUUACUUUAGCUGACGUAUGUUAUGCUCCACUUCGAGGACGAGAUGCUCCUAAAGAUAUUAAUCUCUGUGUGUAUAUGUCUGCAACCUCUUAUUUAAGUAACACAGAUUCAAUUAAUAAUGCUACUUAUCUUAGCGAGAUUCAGAAUUGUAUAAACAAUCACUACGGGUUUGGUUGUUUAGCUGAUUGGGGUGGUGGAGCUGAUCCUGAUUUAGCUUUUGGGGGUUUCGAACGUGGUGAUAUUUUGAGUGCCAAUACUCUUCUUCUUAAUUUCCCGAUAACGAACCAUCUUUUGAGUGAAGAUCUAGAACCAGUGUUAAAAUGGGAGCAAAAGUUUUUAGACAUUUUACAUGAAUACAAAAGUAAUGUUGCUCCGGAGUUUGUUUCUGUGGCUUAUUCAGCAGAGAGAUCAAUAGAAGAUGAGAUUCAACGAGUUUCAGUAGCGGAAGCUAUACCAAUUACCAUAAGUUAUAUUCUCAUGUUUAUUUACGUGACAAUAUCUUUAGGAAAUGUAAGAUCUUGUAAAACUCGGUGUAUCGACAGCAAGGUAAUGGUGGCCAUGGGUAGUAUCGUUACUGUUGUCGUAGCAAUUGUGUGUGCGAUGGGUGUCAUGGGUUAUGCUGAGAUAACAUUAACACUGCUAGCGAUUAAUGUAAUCCCAUUCUUCAUAUUAUCUAUUGGAAUUGAUAAUGUCUUUCUUAUGGUAAAUACACUUCAUGAUAUACAAAGUAACUUAAAAUCAUUUGACGAUUACAAGGAAGACUGGAGUUUUGAAAAAAGGAGAAGGUAUGUCUUUGAAAAAAUGUUAGAAAGCGUCGGUCCUUCAAUGUUUGUGUCAUCAGUUACACAAAUUACUUGUUUUGCUAUCGGCAGUCUAGCUAACUUCCCUGCUGUGGUGACUUUUGCUAUAUUUGCAACAUUUUCUUUAGGAUUUCUAUUUGUUUUUCAAAUAACAACUAUCGUAGCAUUACUUUCUCUGGACUAUAAAAGAGCUUGUCAAAAUAGGUUUGACAUAUUCUGUUGUAUUCAGAAAAAAAUAUUGGAUGACGAAAAUCCUUUGCAUUCUGACACUCCUUAUAAAGGCGUAACCCAAAGACUGAUGGUGCCUUAUUCUAAAUUUAUACUUGACUGGCGCGUUAAAAUUGUAGUAGCUAUUUUAUUUAUGGCUUUGGUUUCUGUCAAUGUGAUGUUUGUUCCGGAAAUUGAAGUAGGUUUAGAUCAAGAAAUGGCGCUUCCCUCUGACUCAUACGUGUACCACUACUUGCAAGCUGUUGCUAACUACAUUCGGAUGGGACCACCAGUGUACUUUGUUGUUAAAGGCGGUUUGGAUUACACUAAUCAUAGUCAUCAAAACGUUAUUUGUGGAGGGCAAUUAUGCCACAAAGAUUCUCUGAACAUGCAAAUAUUCUUAGCCACCCUACAUAGUGAUAUUACAUAUAUUUCAAAACCUUCAAAUUCGUGGUUAGACGAUUUUAUUGAUUGGUCCGGUUUAUAUGGAGUUUGCUGUCAAUAUAAUACCACGAACCAAGCAUUCUGUGCCAGUGGUGAUAAUUCUCUGGAUUGCGCACACUGCAGUAUUCCACGGUCUGAAUACGGCAAUGGUCGGUUGAGGCCCGAAGCAGAGGCAUUCGAGAAAUAUAUUCCUUUCUUCUUGGAAGAUCCACCCACAGAGAUCUGCAAUAAAGCUGGUUUAGCUAGUUACUCAGCAGCAGUCAACUAUCUCCUUGAUUCGGAAGGUCGGGCAACUGUACAUGAUACGAAUUUUAUGGCUUAUCACUCACCUUUAAGUACUUCGACAGAUUAUAUUACUGCUGUUGAAAAUGGCUAUAGGGUCAGUGACGAGAUAAUGGCUGCCAUCAAAGAGCAUACAGGUCUCGAUAUAGAGGUGUUCCCAUAUUCUAUUUUCUAUGUUUUCUAUGAACAAUAUUUAACAAUGUGGGCUGAUACAUUUGUGGCCAUCGGGUAUUGCCUUCUGGGUGCUUUGUUUUUCAAUCUUGUAGCUUCUGGUUUCAACAUUUUAACAACGUUCGCUGUCAUUUUUAAUGUGAUUUUGGUGAUUGUAAAUAUGAUGGGAAUCAUGUACAUCUGGAAUAUACCUCUGAAUGCUGUGUCUUGUGUUAAUUUGAUUGUGUCUAUCGGUAUUGCCGUAGAGUUUUGUAGUCACAUUUCUUACGCUUAUUCUACGAGUCAACGUCAGGGUGACGAAAAAAUAGCUGAAGCCAUUCAGAAAGUAGGAGCCACAAUAAUUACUGGAAUUACGUUUACUAACAUUCCUAUAAUAGUGUUGGCGUUUUCGUAUACUGAGAUUAUUGAAGUGUUCUUCUUUAGGAUGUUCGUAAGCUUAGUUGUCCUUGGUUUCUUACACGGAAUGAUAUUCUUCCCAGUACUAUUGAGUUACUUGGACGGUUUAAGAAGGUAAAGACAUAUAUGUUGAAAAAUAAACUAGAUCUUGUAAUGCCAAUGUAAUUUAAUAAUAAAAUAGUACCAUACAAGACAAUACCUCAGAUGUACAUAUAUAAUAACUGAUAGAAUGUGUAUCUCAGUUAUCAAUGACAUGGAUGAUUGUAAUUUUAACUUAUGACUAGAAAGUUAAGUUGUAAAUAAAUAGUAUUAACAUUUCUUAA
Molecule: messenger RNA, 4027 nt
Organism: Spodoptera frugiperda (fall armyworm)
Lineage: Eukaryota; Metazoa; Arthropoda; Insecta; Lepidoptera; Noctuidae
Product: NPC intracellular cholesterol transporter 1 homolog 1b-like
Exons: 1
Coding region: 103-3822 (1239 amino acids)
Cellular component (GO): membrane
Source: RefSeq, a predicted model, not a curated record